AUGCGUAGGUACGGGCAGACAACGGGAAAUCGCUUUGUCAAGAAAUCCCCAAAACCAAUGCAGAGCUCAAAGCAUACUGUGGAAAUAUCCUGCUCUGACGACUUUUGUAAAGAAUUCUUAUGCGAUCCCGAGCCUUUGACAGACUAUAUUUGCCCAGAAAACGUAUCCACAAAGACUUCGUGCAAUCCUAUCUCUCAACUUGAGUUGUCCUAUAGGGAAUGCGAAUCCAGAAGAUCUGAUUGCUGCUCUACACAAAAGCUUGAAUCGAGCUGUAUGGAAGGUACAUCAAAUGAAGCCGCCGAUGGUAGCUGUUCCCCCAGCCUAUCGAAUGCUUCCAUUGGCCAAUUAAAGAAACCAGUAAGGGGCAAACGGAUUCAACUUUCCUGCGGCGAAUCGAAAUCAGUCAAAUGUGGUCAGAGGACCCCAAGGGACUUGCUUGAUCCUGAAGUGCAGUUUAGAAUUGACAGCUUGAUACAACAACGUGAAACUAUGGGCAGUCGAUCCAUUAAGUCACAAAGCGUUGGCAAAGUUUAUCAGGCACUCGAUGCCGUCAUUGAGUGUCAAGCUGUUAAAAGUGGAUUGACCCCAAUGCCUAGUCUUUAUUGUCCCCCAACAAGCUAUCCGUCGCGCUAUUCCCUGACAUAUAAUGAUACGGGAGAGACGCCUAUGCAACGUUCCUUUAAGAUAACGCCUGCAGCUCGGGAGGAUAUCAAAAAAUUGCAUGAGCUUCUUAGUACCUUCUUUGAUAAGCUCUUGGGAGCUCUGGACGCCCUGAAUAAGUGUGACUUCAGUUUUUGUAAUGAAAUGGUUUGCCUCAUUUGUCGGAUCCAAAAAACAAUUACGCAAUUGAUAGAAAACCUACGUUAUGGCACAUACAAGGAUGAACUUGACGAUAUAAAUGAACGCCUGCUAGUAAUGCUCGAUGAGCUCCUCACACACCCUCAUUACGUCCUUCUUCGACUGGUGGAGUUCGGGUUCAACAUUUACGAGUUGGGUGGUCAUCUGCGUGAAGAACUUCUGCCUUAUUCCUUUGCGCAGAUUGUACACAAAGUGCAAAGUCGGAUAUACCGCCUUCAAACUGGGAGAAUAAUCCGGCAGAUUUACUUCGUGCCAGAUAGCAUGGAUCCCGUUAUUGGAACAUACUUUAAGAGUCGACGACUGAUGAAAUUGGAGCACUUUUGCCACUGCAGUGUUGUUUUGCUACCUCCAGAUGAUCCUCGAAGCAUCUACUGUCCCAUGCAUUAUCGCACCAUCGAGGUGAAUUUCGACAGCAAGAAGGGUCGCUACGUGGGCUUCCAGCAAUUGCUGAACCAGUGCGCACCUGAUAAGGGCAUUCUCCCACGUCUAGUGGCGUCCGUAUACAAACGGCUCAGUGGUGCAGAGGUUGAGAUUUCCCUCAAGGAUCUUUGUGAAUUAGAGACCACGGAGGCUCGAAUUUCCUACGACACCAUACGAGGCGAUAUGGCCAGUGGCAAUGGCCUAGCAAUCGCGCCCAAAAUUGAAAUCUAA
This is a messenger RNA of Echinococcus granulosus, 1509 nucleotides long. RefSeq lists its product as hypothetical. The transcript has 2 exons. Bases 1 to 1509 code for a protein of 502 amino acids. The record is from RefSeq and is a predicted model, not a curated record. Lineage: Eukaryota; Metazoa; Platyhelminthes; Cestoda; Cyclophyllidea; Taeniidae.